AUGACGCUCGUGAAAUCGGAAAUGCAGGCACUAGAAAACCGGCAUUCCUUGAGCUUUGCUUCGCUUUACGUCGGUGAUCUUAGUCCGGACGUGACGGAGGAAGAUCUCUUCUACAAAUUCUCUCUGACUGUACCUGUCGCCUCUGUCCAUCUUUGCCGCAACUCGGUCACCGGAAAAUCCAUGUGUUACGCUUACGUCAACUUCGAUUCACCUUUCAGCGCAUCGAAUGCCAUGGCUGCCUUAAACCACACUGAUUUGAAGGGAAAGGCAAUGCGGAUAAUGUGGUGCCAGAGAGAUCUUGCGUACCGUCGUCGUAGUGGGUUCGGAAAUCUCUUCGUUAAGAACCUCAACAGCUCCAUCACUAGCAGUUGCUUAGAGCGACUGUUUCGCCCCUAUGGAACGAUACUUUCUUGCAAAGUCGCAGUAGAGAAUGGCCAGAGUAAAGGCUUUGGGUUUGUUCAGUUUGAUACAGAGCAAUCUGCUGUAGCUGCUCGUAGUGCUCUCCAUGGCUAUACGGCUGAAGGCAAGAAACUGUUUGUAGCCAAGUUCAUCAACAAGAAUGAAAGAGCAGCUAUGUCAGGAAAUCACGAAUUCACCAAUGUUUACGUGAAGAAUCUGAUGGAGAAUGUCGCAGAGGAUGUUCUACAUGGACUGUUUUCUCAAUAUGGGACAGUCUCUAGUGUUGUGGUUAUGAGGGAUGGUAUGGGAAGAUCGAGAGGUUUCGGAUUUGUGGACUUCUGCCAUCCAGAAAACGCUAAGAAAGCUGUGGAAUCUCUAAAUGGACGCCCACUUGGAUCCAAGAAUCUGUUUGUUGGAAGGGCUCUGAGGAAAACUGAAAGGAUGGAGAUACUGAAACAAAAACACAAAGACAACUUUGUAGCCAAGUUUAACAUGGGGUGGUCUAAUCUGUACGUGAGGAACUUGAGUGAAUCAAUGGACGAAACAAGUCUGCGAAAAAUAUUUGGAAGCUAUGGGGAAAUAGUCUCAGCCAAAGUGAUGCGUCAUGAAGAUGGCAAAAGUAAAAGAUUCGGCUUUGUGGCUUUCUCAAACAUUGAAGAGUCCAAAGAGGCUAAAAGAAAGCUCAAUGGGUUUUUAGUUGAUGGAAAACCACUUGUUGUUCGAGUUGCUGAGCGAAAAGAGGAUCGAAUCAAGAGGAUGCAGCAGUAUUAUCAAGUACAACCAGCUCAAGCAGUCCCGCGACCAAUGCCCAGCCAUUACACGCAAGCUCCUCCUGUCCCUUCACCAGCUCAGCCAGUCCCAACAUCUGUACCCUGCUCAUAUGGUUAUCUGCAGCCAUUUCAUAUCGGGGCAUCUUAUUACUAUAUGGGCACUCAGUUACCACAAAUGUUGGGUCACCAAAACAUGACCACCUACGUUCCAGCAGGCCAAGCUCAUCUGAAGCAGAAAAGAUCAGUGCAACUUGUCUACAAAAACCCGGUUUAUACCUUUGCCAAGAGUGGUGCUAAACAGAAACUGGUCUUUAAGGAAAAGGGCAGACAAAGUCUCGAGGCAGCCACUUGCUCCAAAGCGACGACAUCUGCUAAAAAAGGUGAUAAAGCAUCCUCGGAUUUGAUGGCGAUUCUGUCACCAAACAAGAAGGCAGAGCUGAUAUCAGGAAAAACUGAAGUUGCUUAA
This is a messenger RNA of Thlaspi arvense, 1635 nucleotides long. NCBI's taxonomy places the organism in Eukaryota, Viridiplantae, Streptophyta, Magnoliopsida, Brassicales, Brassicaceae. The record is from the annotation of a GenBank genome assembly.